Molecule: messenger RNA, 1841 nt
Organism: Suillus clintonianus
Lineage: Eukaryota; Fungi; Basidiomycota; Agaricomycetes; Boletales; Suillaceae
Exons: 3
Coding region: 1-1542 (513 amino acids)
Source: RefSeq, a predicted model, not a curated record
AUGAAAAGCGAACGUAUCGUGGAGGAGGAUGGUUGGGAUGUAGUAGAGCGUGGUGGAGAAGAGAAAUCUGCAUAUCUGGACUAUCAUCAGUAUCAGUAUAUCGACACAGAACUGAUGCAUCAGGCUCUACUUGUUUCCGAAAUCCUCGUGGAGAUAUUCAUGCAUGUGGAUCAAAUACCAUCUAUUGGAAAAAACAUUGUAGCUCGGAAAUCCCUUGCAGCUCUUGCAACGACAUGCAAAGCCUUCCAUGAUCCCGCGAUGGAUUUUCUGUGGGCUACAGUAGACGAUUUACAACCACUGCUUGGUUGUGUAACCAGGCUACAUCCACUGAUAUAUUGUGGUAGCCGUGCACCAGGUGACGACUCCUGGGCAGAAGGCAUCGAACGAUUAUCUUCCGAUGAGACUUGGGAAUUUUUGCGUCACUCAGACCGUAUUCGCUCAUUCAACAUAACAUCCAAUCGUCUUUGCCUGCUCAUCUCAAUCAUCCCUAUCGAGGCAUGCGUCUUCCCGAGGCUGCAUUCGUUAACUAUUUCCACUGGCUCAUAUUUUGGCCUAUUUAUGUCCCCCACGCUGCGCCAUUGUUCUAUAUUUUUGGAGCGAAUCAAAUUUUCCUACGAGAGCACAGGACGUAUGCUGUUCCUGCUGUCUAGCCGUGUCUCUUCGUGCAAUCAGCUUAUAACUCUGACUUGUCCACCGAUUGACUGGGCAGCAUGGAAGGACCUUUCUAACCUCCCUACCCUGGUGGAAUUGAAAGUUGAUGAAGUGUACGAUCUUGACGCCCCUGCUUGGCGGUUGGAACCGCAUCUCCUCAAUUUCUCGCCAUUCCUAUACCUCACGGCUCUUUCCUUCCAGGUAGAAACUGCCGAAUACAUGAGCAUACUCAUGGAACACUCACAAUUCCCCUCGUUGAAAAAAUUCUGCAUUUAUAUCGGGUUCAUGUCUUCACCAGAGGCUGAGCGACUCUUUCGCAAGCUAUCCCACUGCAAACAGACCCUGGAAGAACUCGAGGUUGUCUUGUUCGAAUACGACAGUGACGACCCCCAAGGCAUUGUGACAAUAGUUCCACAUCUCCUUUGCUUCACACAGCUCCGAAUUCUGCAGAUCGAAUGUAUUAGUUCCUACCUCUACCUUGACAAUAACCUUUUCUUGAAAGCCAUGUCAGCUUGGCCGCACAUCCACACUCUAAAGAUGGAAGACUCUGGUCGUCGUCCUUCCAUUACAUUCCACGGAUUAUUCGCAGCGCUCUGUCAAUGUCCAGACUUGGAAACCCUGCGAGUGUUAAUUGACACCGUGAAUAUCGAUAUCGAUCCUAAUGCUGAACCAAUACAACAUACCUCCCUACGAACAUUGGUCUUGGAAUCAGUCAGGGGUCGCGUAGAAAAUGCUGAGGUUGUCGCUCACAUCAUUUUCACUUGGCUCCCUUGCGUCGACCAAGUCAAUACGGACGUGGAUGAUUGGCAGCCUUGGGAACCAGUCAACACACAUCUCGCAUCGUUGAGAGCUGCUGCGCAGCGUGUCACAGGAGCCGCUUCGAAUACCUGAGCUCAGUAGAUACGUUCACGUUCAGGAGCAUCCUGGAGUUGCUACAUUCAUUCAUGUUCGUUUGUUCGUUCGUGCAUGUCGUUGUCGGUAUGCUUGCUUUUUACUAUGGUUACAAUUGUUUUCUCCCCUGUGGCCGAUAAAUCACUGUGUUACGUGGAUUUUCACGCAUUUUUUGUAGACUAUCAUGUAUCUGUUUCCACCAACUUCAUAGAUCCCUUAGUCGCUCAUAAAAAUUUAGGGACCCCAUCUUCAUUGACAUUCCAUUACAUUCCGGGGUCAGUUCGUCUAUGUCCCCACUC